Ascoidea rubescens DSM 1968 is the source of this 1494-nucleotide messenger RNA. RefSeq lists its product as uncharacterized. The record is from RefSeq and is a predicted model, not a curated record. Bases 336 to 1253 code for a protein of 305 amino acids. The transcript has a single exon. Lineage: Eukaryota; Fungi; Ascomycota; Saccharomycetes; Ascoideales; Ascoideaceae.
UAAAAUCCAUAUUAAAACCUUAUAAUAAUAAUAAUAAUAAUAAUAAUAAUAAUAAUAAUAAUAAUGACAAUAUAUAUGAAAAUUCACAAUUUGAAACUCCAACCAAUGAUCCUCCAAUCGCAUAUAGUUCUCCAAAAUCUCAAAAUAAAUCAAAUUCUUUUUUAACAAACUCAUUACUUGAAAAUAAUACGAAAAUUCAAAAUAAUCACUCCAAUUCCAUCCAACCAGAUAAAUUCGAUUCAUAUAAUGUUACUGACUCCUCUUUUAAUCAUUCAAAUAUUAAAUCUAAUAACUCCAUAAAUUCAAUCAAUUCAAUAAACUCAACAAAUGCUAACAUGUCCACUGAAAAUUCAACUUCAAAUCAGAUUUUUUAUGAAGCAGUUCCAGUCUAUGCUUCAACAGUAAAUAUUCCAAAUACUAUUCCAAAUAAUAAUAAUAAUAAUACUGGCCCAAAUGAAUUGAAUUUGGAACAGUUAAAUUAUUUAAGACAGUAUUUAAAUAACGUGAAAUUUUCUCCUGAAGAACUUAUAAAAAUUAAUUUUCUAAAUGAUAAACUUUCUAAUAAUAAUAACAACAAUAAUAGUGCUAGUAAUAAUAAUAUAGUAUCAAAAAAUAAUGACACCAUUCAAUCUAUUCUAAAUACUUCUGAAGAGAUGAAUUCAAAAAAAUCCGAUUCAAUCCUUAAAUCUAAUACAAUUGAUAAUGACUCAAUAUUGAAAGAAAAUAAAAAACCCUCUCAAAAAAGCUAUAAUCACGCUAAUCAAUAUCAUACUAAUCGCCCUAUAAAUCAACUGAAAAAUAAUUCAAAUAAAAUUGUAUCAUUAAUUAAUUAUAAUAGCAGCGAAGAUGAGGCUGAAGUUGAAGUUGAAGUUGAAAAUGAAAAUGAAAAUGAAAAUGAAAAUGAAAAUAAAAUACCUUCAGAUAUUGUUAUCAAAAACAAACCAAUUCAAGAAAUUAAUAAAAUAGCCCAUCCAGCAUCAAAUGGUUCUGUUAAACACAAUCUGCUCGAUAAUAAAAAAUUGCAUACCAAUUCUGAAUCAAAUGUUAGCACGCUUUUAAAAUUGAGCAGUUUUUUUGAAUAUAUUCAAAAUUUAAUAAUUAUCGUAUUAUCAAACAAAAUAUUGUUGAUAAGUACCAUUGGAAUUAUCUUAACAUAUUCUUAUUUAAUUAUAUUCAAUUAUGAUAGGGAUUUUGAUUACUACAGAAAAUUAUUAGAAAAAGAAGCAGAUGACGAUUGCUUUUAUUAUUGUUAGACUCACUAAUUUGGUGUUAGUAUUUGGCUUAGCUUGUGUUAAUUUUGAAUUUGAAUUUGAAUUUGAAUUUGAAUGUUUAUUGUUUUAGUUAAUUAACCUGUUAUUUUUCAGUUCUUUUUUUUUCAAUUAUUUAUAACUAUUUUCAUGUUGGGACAUUUUAUAUGAAGUUUUUAGCAUUUUUCUAUUUUUCCACAUCUCUAUUGUUUGCUGCUGUUAUUCUAAGUUUCUAUUGAAUUGGGGU